ACGCCUUGGAGUUCGCAGCGAUGGAGGUUGGCAGCGAUGGUCGAUACGUAUACUUCCGCGUCAUAUUUGCUAUUUUUCUACUUCAUCGAACUCAAGGAUGUCAGGACUCUCCUGUUGGUAUAGCAGAUAGUAGUAUCAUACCAGAUGACAGCUUUACAGCAUCUUCAUCUUAUGACAAUAGACAUGUUGCAAAGAAUGCACGUCUGAAUGAAGUGAUAGGGAGGGGAUGGGGACCAAACACAAACAUCGACCCUAACGACUAUCUACAGAUAGACUUGGGUGAAGUGUUUGCUAUUUGUGCUUUGGCUACACAAGGUUCGUCUGGAUACACUGAAUGGACUACUCAAUACAAGAUAUCAACAUCCGUUAAUGAGAGCACGUGGACAAAUUACACAAUUGAUGGGAAAGUUAAGUUGUUUCCUGGUAAUACAGAUAGUAAUACUGUUGUAAAGAAUGUCCUAGAUUAUCCAGUUCUGCUCAGAUACAUCAAAUUCAUACCUACAGCGUAUAAUACGCAUAAAGUACUUCGUGUGGAAGCGUAUGGUCUUGGGAGAGGUUUGUUGUGCAGCUCUCUACCAGUUGGUAUUGGCAGUGGUAAGAUACCAGACAGAAAUAUGACGUCAUCAUCAGCUUACAACAGCACCACGUCACCAUCCAAGGGAAGACUAAACUACACAGCAGGGUCAUCAUGGUGUGCUGCUACAAUUGACUCUUCUCCAUAUUUACAGAUUAACUUAGGAUCGCCUUACAUCAUUUGUGGUAUAGCAACACAGGGUGACCACAUGACAGAUCAGUGGGUACAGUCUUACAACAUGCUCACAUCAAAUAAUGGGUCUACUUUUACUAAAUACGUGGAAAACAGCCAAGUGAAGUCCUUUGCUGGUAACUUCGAUUCUAAUACUGCUGUCAAGAAUCUCUUGUAUGACGGUACUGUUAGUCAGUACAUACGUGUUGCACCCACAAGUCAUUUUGGGAGUACAAAUUGCAUGAGAACAGAACUCUAUGGAAUAAAACACGAUGGAGGUUGUACAUUCAUGUUUGUUGGUUUGUCAUACCCUAGUAUCAUACCAGAUCACAGGUUUACUGCCAGUUCAUAUUAUGAUGACCGUUAUAAACCAAGCUUUGCAAGACUUAUGACAUUUAGUAAAGCCGCCUGGGGACCACUAACAAACUCUGGUGGUGACUGGCUGCAGAUAGACCUUGGUCCGGUGGUGUAUGUGUGUGCUGUGGCUACUCAAGGUGCUGGGGCUCUUAAUGAUGAAUACGUAACAAGAUACAAGAUAAAAGUGUCCUUGGAUAAUGUGAACUGGAAUUAUUACCAGGAAAAUAAAGAUGACAAGGAAUUUCCUGGAAACACAGAUCGCGCUGCAAUUGUAACAAAUAAACUCAGAAAUCCAGUUAGGGCAAAAUUUAUACGAUUCUAUCCUACAGACUAUAGUACCUAUCCAACAAUGAGAGCUGAGGUUUAUGGGAUUCCAUCAGCUUGCAAUUCUCCUGUUGGACUUGAGACAUCUGGAGUCAUUCAAAACAGUCAAAUGACAUCUUCAUCUCACCUUUACAACACCCAUACUGCAUCACAUGGUCGUCUCUAUGGCAGCAACUCAUGGUGUAGUAGCACGUCGUCUAACACUCAGUACAUACAGAUUAACCUGGGACGAUUAAUGACAGUGACAGGUAUAGCAACACAGGGUGACCAAACCAUGGAUAAGUGGGUUACGAACUACACUAUCAGUUACAGUAUGGAUGGUAAUCUGUGGAACACCUACAAAGCUGGAAGCAACCGCAAUGAGAUAUUUCAAGGCAAUAGUGACAAGGAGAAUGUAAGAGUACAAUGGCUGAGUAAUCCAAUGACAGCCAGGCAUGUUCGAGUUACACCACAGACAUGGAAUACUGCUAUAUGUAUGAGAAUAGAACUGUACGGAUGUGACUAUGAUUACCCAUUGACCCUAGCAGCACCAACAGUCCAUGAUAUUAAUUCGACAUCAGUAACAGUAAGAUGGAUCCAACCUGCGCUGAACGCAUCCCAGGCUAGUGUGACAACAUACGUGUUACAAUACCAGAACAUUACACAUACACAGACGAUAAGUGUGUCAGCUCCUGCAACAAGUCACGUGAUAACUGGUCUCGCUAUCUAUACUAACUACAAUGUUAAAAUAAUAGCGAUCAGUAGAAUUGGUUCUGGACAAUGGAGUGCGACCACAGACUUCAGAACAAAUUCAGCUUUACCUGUUGGAUUCCCAUAUUCUGUUGCAGCUGUGUCCAAAACAUCUCAAAGUAUCCAUGUUACUUGGCAGGCUCCUACUUYUGGAAUCAAUGGUCCUUUCCUUGGAUACAGGGUAUUGUGCAGAUCAGGAAAUGAGAGACAUGAAAAUACUUCUCAACAAACAAGUCACACGUUCAGAGGUCUGAGACAGGGGACAGUGUACAACGUCACAGUGGUCAUACGUAACGAUAAGGGAGAUGGUCCUAUCAAUGGUUAUGUGCGUAUUCAAACAUUACAAGAUGAUUACCCAAUGACCCUAGCAGCACCAACAGUCCAUGAUAUUAACUCGACAUCAGUAACAGUAAGAUGGAUCCAACCUGCGCUGAACGCAUCCCAGGCUACUGUGACAUCAUACGUGUUACAGUACCAGAACAUUACACAUACACAGACAAUAAGUGUGUCAGCUCCUGCAACAAGUCACGUGAUAACUGGUCUUGCUAUCUAUACUAACUACAGUGUUAAAAUAAUAGCGAUCAGUAGAAUUGGUUCUGGACAAUGGAGUGCGACCACAGACUUCAGAACAGAUUCAGCUUUACCUGUUGGAUUCCCAUAUUCUAUUGUAGCCGUGUCCAAAACAUCGCAAAGUAUCCAUGUUACUUGGCUGGCUCCUACUUCUGGAAUCAAUGGUCCUUUCCUUGGAUACAGGGUAUUUUGCACAUCAGGAAAUGAGAGACAUGAAAAUACUUCUCAACAAACAAGUCACACGUUCAGAGGUCUGAGACAGGGGACAGUGUACAACGUCACAGUGGUCAUACGUAACGAUAGUGGAGAUGGUCCUAUCAAUGGUUAUGUGCGUAUUCAAACAUUACAAGAUGGUGAGUUGCUUGAGAUAAGGCUACAUAUGAAUCUGCACUGCAUAUUAUCGACUCUUUUAUGCAAGUGUCUAUAUGCACCUUCACUAACAAUAUCACAAAUGAUUACACAGACGUUAUUAGUCGGGCUACCUUUGGUAGGCCGACUGUAGGUUUACCUUUUCUAUCUUCACGUCGCGAAUGUGCCAUGAAAACGAGGCAACCACGUGAUUAAAUGACAUCAUAAACCUAAGAGCCACGGGGUUAAGGAAACCAUAUCAUGCUUUCUUCGUUUCAAUUUACCUUCCAUUAGCAGCGACCACGUACUGGUUUUCUAGAAUUUGACACUUAUGGCGAGUACCUUUCCUUCUGUGGCGCUCCAAGUACAUAAACGCCUACACGCCGUUCGCGGUAGACCCACACUAAAAGUUGUCGAGCGUCAGUUUCGAAACGAGUCGUUCAGCGAACUUAAAAGCAAAACUAUGUACUCAAACGAAACCCAAAUAAACUCAAAUCUACCGAAAUUAUCAGAGGUUAUUCAGAGGGACUUGACUCUUAACCGUUUAGUAAGCAGGGGCUUUGCUGGCUACUCUGAAGAUGAGAGAGACAGAGAAAAUAUCUCCACCGCCAACAACGAUAUGGGCGCCAUAUUGGAAUUCUUCAACUUAUUAAAUAAACAUCGAAGAAGCCUUGCACUUAAUAUACUAGCGAUAACUUUGCUAUGUAUUAUUUCGUUUUCGUUUAUAAUGUUGAAUAGUGUGUGGUUUGUUCAAAUUUGCAUCAUAACGAGCGUGUUAAUAGUUGUUUUGUACAUAUACGUGGCUCUGUUUGUACACCAGUUCAUAAUAACAACAAAGACUAUGAUAGAUUCUAUAGAAAAUGACUGUGAUGAAUGGUACCUUAGGGGAUUUUUUUGUAAUUUUAUGAGCACAUAUUUUCCCCCAAUCAUUUACAGAAUACAGAAUACACCUACAUUCAAUCG
This is a messenger RNA of Actinia tenebrosa (Australian red waratah sea anemone), 4036 nucleotides long. RefSeq lists its product as uncharacterized. The record is from RefSeq and is a predicted model, not a curated record. Gene Ontology annotation, molecular function: protein binding. NCBI's taxonomy places the organism in Eukaryota, Metazoa, Cnidaria, Anthozoa, Actiniaria, Actiniidae.